Molecule: messenger RNA, 888 nt
Organism: Orycteropus afer afer
Lineage: Eukaryota; Metazoa; Chordata; Mammalia; Tubulidentata; Orycteropodidae
Source: RefSeq, a predicted model, not a curated record
AUGGACCGGUCCCUGGAGAAGGCCAUCAUGCCUGGUGAACCACUGAUGCUGCCUGCGUCCUUUGCUCUGGCCUCUGCCAGCAGCUCUCGCUACAGCAGUAGCAGUAGCAGCAGCAGUGGCAGCUGUGGCCACGAGGACAACUGGAAGCAGGCUCUCAUCCGGUUUAAUAUGUUUUGUGGAGAACCAGAGCCGGGAGACCUGAUCGAGAUUUUUCAUGUUGGCUACAAGGAUUGGGCCAUCUACAUGGGAGAUGGUUAUGUGAUCCAUCUGGCUCCUCCAAGCGAGUUUCCCAGGUUUGGUUCUUCCAAAAUGUUCACAUUUCUGAGCUGCAAGGCUGUGGUGGCGAAGGAUCCCCUGGGGGACGUGGGAUGGGGGUGCUUCUACCGGGUCAACAACCACUUGGACCAUCAGUACCGGCCACAGCCUGUUGAUAAGAUCAUCAGUUCUGCGAAGAAAAUGAUUGGUGACAAGAAGAUGUACAAAGUUUUAUGUGAGAACAGUGAGAAGUUUGUCACUGAUCUGAGAUAUGGCUGGCCCCGCUGCAAGUUGUCGUGCCAAAAUCCACAACCUGGAGACCUGAUUGCAAUUUCUCGUGUUGCCUAUAAGCAUUGGGCAAUCUAUAUGGGAGAUGGUAAUGUAGUCCAUCUGAACAAAUCAGGGAUCCAGGUUGUGGUGAAAGAGGACCCUCUGAAGAAAGUGGUGAAGGAAGACAAGUACUGGGUCAACAACUAUUUGGACUAUAAGUAUAGACCACGGCCUGUUGAUGAGAUCAUCAGCUUGGCAAAGAAGACAAUUGGUAAGAAAGUGAAGUACAACCUUCUGUGUUGUAACUGCGAGCACUUUGUUACCGAGCUGAGAUACGGCAGAUGCCACAGCAAGCAGGUGUGA